Carica papaya (papaya) is the source of this 4241-nucleotide messenger RNA. RefSeq names its product exportin-4 protein. Gene Ontology annotation, biological process: protein export from nucleus. The record is from RefSeq and is a predicted model, not a curated record. Gene Ontology annotation, cellular component: nuclear pore; cytoplasm. Gene Ontology annotation, molecular function: nuclear export signal receptor activity. Lineage: Eukaryota; Viridiplantae; Streptophyta; Magnoliopsida; Brassicales; Caricaceae.
GGUUUUGUUUUUUUUUUUUUUCUAUAAAUAAUUUGAUUAAUAGGUUCAAUCGUUAUAUUUAACAGAGAAAAACCCUGUAGACUGUAAUUCCCUCCUCUCUCUCAUCCCUGCCGAUCUCUUCAUGUUCAUCAUCCUCAGCUUCUUCGUCUCGGUAUAAUUCCGUGGAGUGGAGGAUGCAAGGGUUUGCAGGCGGAGGAGGAGGCGGUGGUGUUGGGCCAACCGAUUUGGCCCAGCUCCAGUCUACAAUGCACGCUAUCGAACUUGCUUGUUCUUCCAUUCAGAUGCAUAUUAAUCCAGCUGCCGCUGAGGCUACUAUUUUAUCACUAUUCCAGUCACCUCAUCCAUACAAGGCAUGCCAGUUCAUUUUAGAGAAUUCUCAGGUGGCAGAUGCUAGGUUUCAGGCUGCUGCAGCUAUUCGAGAUGCAGCUAUCCGAGAAUGGAGUUUCCUUCAGGCUGACGACAAGAGAAACUUGAUUAGUUUUUGUCUUUGUUAUAUGAUGCAACAUGCUAGUUCACACGAAGGCUAUGUACAAUCAAAAAUAUCUUCCGUGGCUGCUCAGUUGAUGAAAAGGGGCUGGCUUGAGUUUGCACCAGCUGAGAAGGAGGUGUUUUUCUAUCAGGUUAACCAGGCUGUUCUUGGUGCUCAUGGCUUAGACGUGCAAUUUAGCGGGAUAAGUUUCGUGGAAUCAUUGGUAUCUGAAUUUUCUCCCACCACUUCAAGUGCCAUGGGUCUUCCACGUGAAUUUCAUGAGCAGUGUCAAAUGUCAUUGGAGCUAGAUUAUCUAAAGACAUUCUACUGUUGGACAAAAGAUGCUGCCUUAAGUGUUACAAACAGAAUAAUUGAAUCCAAUUCUGAGGUUCCGGAGGUCAAAGUUUGUAAUGCUGCACUCCGUCUCAUGCUUCAAAUACUGAAUUGGGACUUCCGUUAUAACAGUAGGGGCACAAAAACUGGCAUAAAUGUUUUUACAGCUGGGUUAAGAUCUGGCAGUGUUUCACCUCGGAGAUCUGAGUGUAUCCUGGUGCAGCCUGGUCCUGCAUGGCGUGAUGUUUUGAUUUCAAGUGGCCACAUUGGAUGGCUUCUGAGUUUAUAUUCAGCACUGAGAAAGAAGUUUUUGUGUGAGGGUUACUGGCUUGACUGUCCUAUUGCAGUUUCUACUCGAAAGCUUAUUGUUCAGUUCUGCUCGUUGACAGGAACAGUAUUUUCUUCUGAUAAUGGGCAGAUGCAAGAGCAUCACUUUCUACAGCUGCUUUCUGGGAUAUUAGAGUGGAUAGAUCCUCCUGAUGUCAUUUCAAAGGCAAUUGAAGGUGGAAAAAGUGAAAGUGAGAUGCUUGAUGGUUGCCGAGCAUUGCUAUCUAUUGCAACCGUAACAACUCCUCUUGUCUUUGACCAACUCUUGAAAUCAAUGAGGCCUUUUGGCACUCUUACCCUAUUGUCCACCUUGAUGUGUGAAGUUGUUAAAGUUCUAAUGACUAAUGACACUGAAGAGGAAACUUGGAGUUGGGAGGCGCGUGAUAUCUUGUUAGAUGCCUGGACCAUGCUACUUGUGGCUAUGGAUAGUUCCAGUGGGAAUUCUUUGCUUCCACCAGAGGGAAUAAAUGCUGCUGCCAAUCUUUUUUCUUUGAUCAUUGAGUCUGAGCUAAAAGUGGCUUCUGCAUCAGCAACAAAUGAAGAUUAUGACACUGAAUACUUACAGGCUUCUGUUUCUGCUAUGGAUGAGAGGCUAGCUUCCUAUGCCCUCAUUGCAAGAGCAGCAGUUGAGUACACGAUUCCUUUGCUGACAAGACUUUUUUCUGAGCGCUUUGCGAGACUCCAUCAGGGUAGAGGCAUUAUUGAUCCAACUGAAACUCUGGAGGAACUUUAUUCGUUGUUGUUAAUAGCUGGCCAUGUCCUUGCUGAUGAAGGGGAGGGAGAAACGCCCUUGGUUCCAAAUGCCAUACAAACUCAUUUUGUGGACACUCUAGAACCAGAUAAGCACCCUGUCAUUGUGCUUUCCGGCUUGAUUAUAAAAUUUGCCGAGCAGAGUUUUGAUGCAGAAAUGAGAGCAUCAAUGUUCAGCCCUCGACUUAUGGAGGCUGUGAUAUGGUUCCUUGCAAGAUGGUCUCAUACAUAUCUAAUGCCUCAUGAAGAACUUAGAGAGAAUAACUGCAAUCCAGGUUCUGAUCAGCACCGGUCACUACACUCCGGAAAGGCUUUACUUGAUUUUUUUAGUGAACACAAUCAGGGAAAACCUGUGCUUGACAUUGUUGUUCGUAUCUCCUUGACAUCACUCAUCUCAUAUCCUGGUGAGAAGGAUUUGCAGGCACUAACUUGUUAUCAACUUCUGCACGCACUGGUUCGGCGGAAAAAUAUUUGUUUUCACCUUGUUUCAUUGGAUUCAUGGCGUGAGCUAGCAAAUGCUUUUGCAAAUGAAAAGGCUCUGUUCUUGUUGAAUUCCACCAGUCAGCGUUCGCUGGCUCAGACCCUUGUUCUUUCAGCUUAUGGGAUGAGAGAUUCAGGAGCAUCAAAUCAAUAUGUGCGGAGUCUAUUGGGCCCUAUGACAACAUAUCUUGUGGAAUUGUCUAAAAAGAAUAACCUUAAGAGUGCUGCUCAACAACCAGAUGUCAUAUUGUUGGUCACUUGUUUGUUGGAAAGACUUCGUGGAGCUGUCGGUGCUACAGAACCUCGGACGCAGCAAGCCCUUUAUGACAUAGGGAUCACUGUCAUGAACCCUGUUUUGAUUCUCCUUGAAGUUUACAAACAUGAGUCUGCAGUUGUUUACCUGCUACUUAAAUUUGUCGUUGACUGGGUGGAUGGGCAAAUUUCCUACCUAGAAGCUCAAGAAACAGCUGUGGUGAUUGAUUUCUGCAUGCGUCUGCUGCAACUUUACUCAUCUCAUAACAUUGGCAAGAUAUCAAUUAGUCUUUCAAGCAGCUUGCUUAGUGAGGCAAAAACUGAGAAGUACAAGGAUUUACGUGCUCUUCUUCAGCUUCUUUCAAAUCUUUGUUCAAAAGAUCUGGUGGACUUCUCAUCAGAUACUGUUGAGGAAGAGAGUACAAACAUAUCUCAGGUUGUCUACUUUGGACUUCACAUAGUUACACCCUUGAUAUCCUUGGAUCUGCUGAAAUAUCCUAAGCUUUGUCAUGAUUACUUUGCUCUACUAUCACAUAUGUUGGAGGUUUAUCCUGAAACAGUUGCCCAAUUAAAUAGGGAUGCCUUUGCUCAUGUGCUUGGAACUCUUGAUUUUGGUCUUCACCAUCAGGACACAGAAGUAAUUACGAUGUGCUUGAGAGCUCUUAAAGCGCUGGCUUCUUAUCACUACAAGGAGACCAGUGGUGGCAAAAUGGGACUGGGAUCACAUGCUGCAGGUCUCACAGAUCCAAACGGAAAUUUGCAGGAAGGAAUUAUGAGUCGGUUUCUUCGUUCAUUGCUGCAGUUACUUCUUUUUGAGGAUUAUAGUCCUGACCUAGUUGGCACUGCAGCAGAUGCUCUCCUUCCAUUAAUUCUUUGUGAGCAAAGCCUGUACAAGAAAUUAGGCAAUGAAUUGGUUGAUAAACAGGCAAAUCCAACAUUCAGGUCAAGGCUGGCAAAUGCAUUACAGUCACUCACAAGUUCAAAUCAAAUAUCUUUUGUGCUAGAUCGAGCAAACUAUCAGAGAUUCAGGAAGAAUCUAAACAGCUUUCUGAUUGACGUGCGGGGAUUUUUGCGGACAAAAUGAUGCAUGCCAACUGUAAAUUUUUGUAGAAUAGUUUUUUAAAUCUAACAUACGUGAUUGAGAAGAAUGAAGCUGCAGCUGCAAAGAAGGAAAAGAAGCUUCAUAGUUAAGAAACAUUUUGAUUGUCAUUAUCGCCAGUUGCUUGUGAAUGCUCUUGUACUGACAGAUAUAAAACAGUGGUGAGACAAUCUAUUUUGAUUCCAAAUUCUUCAUUGGAAGAACAGGACAACGCAUGGAAGGCCAAGACUGGAUUUAACCUGAGCAGGCAUUUGGAAUAGAAAACUCUGUUUAUCUGUCUCAGUCAUGGAUCAACAUGAAUCAGUUCGUGCAUCCAGGAGUUGAAUGCCAUCUUUCUGUAAUCUUGGCUGAAGCUCCUUCGCAGUCCGGACAUCUUAGGUCGAGACUAAUCAAAGUAUUAACUACUUGUUUUGAAGGGAUAAGCUGCUAGGCGAUAUGAUGUUUAUUCUUGGCAUUUGUGCACAAAAGUUUGUCUUUGUUGUGAACUUUAAAUGACUUCGUAUCGGAAAUAUAUUAUGUAUUAGCGGGAAA